Messenger RNA from Staurois parvus, 345 nucleotides. The record is from the annotation of a GenBank genome assembly. Lineage: Eukaryota; Metazoa; Chordata; Amphibia; Anura; Ranidae.
UCAUGCUGCUGCCAGGUCCAGAGUCUCUCAUGGGUCCCUGUACGGCCUCCCAUUGCUGCUGUCUCCAUCGCCACACUCUGCCAUGUGCCACUUUCAGGUCUCCUCACACUGCUGGUGUGUUCCAUUUUUUGUCAUAGGGUGCUGGCAGAUUACUGGCCUCCCAUAGCUGCUGCCAGGCCCCUAAUCUGCCAUGGGCCCCUAUACCCGCCUCCUCAUGCUGCUGCCAAGUCCAGAGUCUGUCAUGGGUCCCUGUACGGCCUCCCAUUGCUGCUGUCUCCAUCGCCACACUCUGCCAUGUGCCACUUUCAGGUCUCCUCACACUGCUGGUGUGUUGAAUUUUUUGAC